CGACCACCCAGCAGCACAGGCUUCGGCACUGCCAAUUCGAAUGGCCUAGAUGGUACACCGGCCCAGUUGACGCCUCCUGGUUCCAUUAUACUUUCUGGAGUAGCUUCUUCUAAUUCUCCUUGUCUCAUGCUUUCCUCUUCAUGUGCUACUAGCCUGUCUAGUUUCACUGGUACUUCAACUUCGCCAUCAUCCGCUCCUUCGAUUAUCGCCCCUUCAGGGCCUGCUUGCAACUCCUUGACCUCAAUCUCAACGCCAAAUCCGGGUUCAGGACCCGGAAUUUUGUCUACUGCUGGAGGCGCGCUCAUUCAGAUGCCCUUACCUUCUGCACAUGCAGUCUCUAACCUUCCUCCAGACACUUGCUCUUUAUCAACGGGCAUGGCGCCGCACCAACCUCAUCCAACCCACCUAACAGGGCUAGGAUCUCCACCGACUCUGCAAAAAGUUGGCAAAUCAACCGUAUCUUCAGCCAACAAAGCGAAGCAGAAUGCUAGCUUAGGAGCUGGAGCUCCUACAAGGACAGUACAGCCUGGUUCCCCAGGUGUAGCUGCCAGACCAAAGCGGCAACGCGUCACCAAGAUGAAUUUUAGUAAUAGCAAAGAAUCACAUUACUAA
Protopolystoma xenopodis is the source of this 612-nucleotide messenger RNA. NCBI's taxonomy places the organism in Eukaryota, Metazoa, Platyhelminthes, Monogenea, Polystomatidea, Polystomatidae. The record is from the annotation of a GenBank genome assembly.